AUGACAAGCAAUCAAUGUAGAACUACUGCACCUAGAAUUGCUGCUGAAACACAACUAAACUUGCCUACUUUUAAGUUGCAUGACCAUGCAAAUUUGGAUAGGAGGCUUAGCUCGAGAAAUCAGAAUGGGAAACUCAAGAAAAAGGCAGCAAAUGUAGCUGAUAAAUCAAAGGAAAAGCUACUACAAAUUGAAAGAGCAUUCACUCAAGUCACUAUUUCAAGUGCUGAUCAACAACCCAAUAAAAAGGGAGUGUCACAAGAGGAAAAUUCUAAGAAAAGGAGAUUGCCUAUGAAAGGAACGAUGGUAGAUGAUAACUCAAGAUCUAAGGAAGGACUAGUGAUUGAAGAUGUUGAAUCAAUGACAAGACAAGGUGCUGCUCCUAAGGAUACAAAAACAAAAUUGGGGUCAAUGUCAAUUGAUCAAUUUCUUAAAGAAAAUGGAAGCACUGAUGAUGAAGACGAAAAUAUUCAAAAUGGAAGUGAGGAGGCGGAACAAUAUGUUGGAGAAGGAAAUACAUACCAAGAUGAAGAUGGUGAAUUGAAUGAAAAAGAAGGGACAAAGAAGAAAAGAACAAGAGGACCAACUCAAUGCUUAGCAAUACACGGAAGAUCAAUGCAAGAUCGUCCAGAAGUUGUAUUGGAUGCAGAUGGAGAACCUAUUGGUCCGACUGACAAAAUUGUAACUGACUUGAGUUAUUUCCUUGGCACAAUAGCGAGAAAUUCAACCUUUUGUCCCUUGAUUUACACAAGUUUCAAAGCUCUACUCAAAGAUAAAGAUAAUAAGGCUCAUAUAUGGACAUAUGUUCUGGAAAAGUUCAAUAUUAGUGAUAAAGGAGAGAAAGCCGUAUUUACUCGUAUAAAUGAUGCAUGGAGACGCUACAAAAGUUUUAUCAAGAAAAAACACUUUUCAAAGUACUCCACAUUGAAGGAUCGGCUAAAACAUCGUCCUUUAUUCCUUUCUGAAGCUCAUUUCAAGCAAUUGCUCAAAUAUUGGAACAUUAGUACUAUCCAGAGCAUUAGCGAGAGAAAUGCUGCAAAUAGAGCUAAGCAAAAGUACAUCCAUCGCAUGGGGCCAACUAGUUUUGCUAGAAUUCAUGCUGAAUUGGUAAUAUAUUUCUACUUAUGUCAUCCGUACCAAGAAAGAGGUAGGAGAAAAAGUUACUCAAGCUGA
Messenger RNA from Vigna unguiculata (cowpea), 1170 nucleotides. RefSeq lists its product as uncharacterized. The record is from RefSeq and is a predicted model, not a curated record. Lineage: Eukaryota; Viridiplantae; Streptophyta; Magnoliopsida; Fabales; Fabaceae.